AUGCCAGAAGGCUCUGGGGAGCUCGACCUGAGACAAGAGGCGUCCGAGGGGACCCUGAGGCAGCAGAGGUCAGCGGAUGCUCACACGGGAGCUCUGAAGAGAAGUGCCUGUCAGCCCUGGGAUCUGCCGCUGCUUAGAGAACCAGAAACAUUCACAGCCAUCGCCUCUACCGCUCUCGCACAGCGGGUGUGGCACUGCGUGCCUUCACCGCAGGGCCUGCAGACUCGGCAGACGGAUGCCACGGAGCAGAGCUGUGAUCAGUGUGUGGCCGUCGAUCACGGAAGUGGUGCUGCAGUGGGCACCCGUUCGCGAUCCUCCAGGCCCAUCCUACAGGGACGAGCAGGCAGCUACGAAACCAACCUCCCACCAGUGCCCCUCCUGGGCCCUUCUGCGCGGGGCACCAGGCCGCAGGAUGAGCAGACCCAAGUGGCUGAUCCUGGGAGACCGCCAGCUCCAGAGCCUGCUUCACCAGCAGAGCUGGACGAGACUCGAGGCCACCUGCUGGACCAGCUCGGGGACGUACUGGCCAAGGGCAUCCCCAGGGGAGCCAGGUCCACAGGAGGAAGCGUGGCUUCUGGCUGCUGCCCCUACCAACCGGGCACUGGAGCUCUGAGGGGCGAGGACAGCGCUACCUCAGAGACUAACCCACAACUCCAGGCCGGACGCCCAGGACCCACACGGAGAGGUGCGAAGUGGCAGCUCUGGCCCCCAUCCAGAAAGCACAGCGUGGGCUUGGCACAGACGCCACCUCGCCGUGCACGCGUGUCAGCCUGGAAGACCCGGGACGCCACAGCAGCCUCCCAGCACGGCGACCCCUCACAGGCCGUUCCUCCACCCACUCGCUCACCCACUGCCUCACCCCCAGAUGGCCGUGCCCAUCAAGAUGAGAGGCCCAUCAAGCCCUCUCCCCUGCUCCUGCACACUUCCCGCUCCCCUCACCGAGACCUCUCUGCUUCCUUCCAGCCAGCUCCUCUAGUAAACUCAACACCGCGUGUGCCCUGGGUCGCCUGGCCCCAGGCCUCUCCCAUCGGCACGGCCACGCGUGCUGUGGUGAAGCUGCAGCUCUGAUGUGCACGCUCACACGGCACCUGUCCCUGUGCACCACAAGGGAGAACACACCAUCCACAACCACUGGCUCCCUCCGUCUUCAGCAGGAACCUCAGAGGGCUGCAGGCCUGGCCCACCUCCCCGACGAGCCCUGAGUGUAAGGCUUUGGAGACGACCAGCGAGGUGAUCCCAGGUUCCACGCCCUCUCAGUGC
Fukomys damarensis (Damara mole-rat) is the source of this 1260-nucleotide messenger RNA. RefSeq names its product synaptojanin-1-like. The transcript is spliced from 6 exons. The coding region runs from base 1 to 1068 and encodes 355 amino acids. NCBI's taxonomy places the organism in Eukaryota, Metazoa, Chordata, Mammalia, Rodentia, Bathyergidae. The record is from RefSeq and is a predicted model, not a curated record.